Messenger RNA from Bombus impatiens (common eastern bumble bee), 327 nucleotides. RefSeq names its product RRP12-like protein. The record is from RefSeq and is a predicted model, not a curated record. The transcript is spliced from 2 exons. Lineage: Eukaryota; Metazoa; Arthropoda; Insecta; Hymenoptera; Apidae. The annotation marks the transcript as partial.
AGCUUAUGACUAUGAAAAAUGUGUUAGUAACUUCAUGUUGUUUACAAACCUUUCAUGGUUUGUUCGUUUCUCGACCAUCAGAAGCUAUUUUACCAGUACAAAGGAAUGGGCAAAUCAUUACUGCUUUAUAUGAUUAUCAACCUCCAGCAACUGAUACACAACCAACCUUAGCGUGGCUAACUGUAAUGCAAGAAGCGUAUUUAAAUUUAGCACACAAUUCAUUAAAUUUGUGUGCAGUUCUUUUACCAAGAAUUUUGGCUUCGGACAAAUCGGAAGUUAUAUCUGAUUCUUCGCACACGAUAAAAAUUUUAUUACAAGAUUGUGUCG